Messenger RNA from Gryllus bimaculatus (two-spotted cricket), 929 nucleotides. The record is from the annotation of a GenBank genome assembly. Lineage: Eukaryota; Metazoa; Arthropoda; Insecta; Orthoptera; Gryllidae.
CGUUCAACACCAGGGCAGGGGCUGAGGCGGCCAAACAGGACUUGCAGCAGGGCGUCAGGUUUGACCCCGACAUGCCUCAAACGAUCCGCCUGGAGUUUGCCAAAAGCAACACCAAGGUUAGCAAGCCCAAACAGCAGGCAGGCGCUACCGCAGGUUCCUCGCACCCAACUCUAAUGCACCCCCUCACCGGACAGCUGGGCGCGCCGUUCUUCCCGGGGGCUCCGGAGCUGUGGCACCACCCGCUGGCCUACUCGGCGGCGGCGGCGGCGGCCGCCGAGCUGCCCGGCGCGGCCCUGCAGCACGCCACGCUCGUGCACCCGGCGCUGCACCCCCAGGUGCCCGUACGUUCCUAUCUUUGACUAUCUGCAGACAAAUCGCCGGACUGCCAGCUGCACCAGCCCCAGGCCGCUGGCGCUCAUCCCCCGCUGUCCAUCCCGCACCCCACGGCCGCGCUCACGUCCAUCCACGCGUCGCUGCCGCACCUGCUGCCGUCGCCCGCGCUCGCCUCGCCCGUGGGCUCGUCCUCGUCGCAGCCGGGCGUGGGCGUGAGCAAUGCCCCGUGCUCCACGCUCUUCGUCGCCAAUCUGGGCCAGUUCGUGUCCGAGCACGAGCUUAAGGAGAUCUUCAGCAGUUUCCCCGGCUUCUGUCGUCUCCGCAUGCACGCCAAGGGCGGGUCCCCGGUCGCCUUCAUCGAGUAUCAGGACGUGCGCUUCGCAGCACAGGCCAUGGCCACCCUCCAGGGCUCCUUCCUGCUCUCCUCUGACCGCGGCGCUAUUCGUAUCGAGUACGCCAAAAGCAAAAUGGCUGAGUAUCCUGAAAUGAUAACGAGACUGACUAGUCAAACAGUAAUAAGAAAAAUGAGUCUUAUUCAUGAUAAAUUAUUGUUUGUAACUAAAUCUAAAGAAGAUUGUCAAGUUAAAAGAAACUAG